AUGUUACCAAGAGAAAAUCGGUGCGACGGCAAUGUUUGGCCAGUCCCAUCACCCCUCCAGCAGACACGGCAAGGUUCAUACGCUGCCCAGCAGACACGACAAGGUUCAUACGCUGCCCAGCAGACACUUCAAGGUUCAGACGCUGCCCAGCAGACACGACAAGGUUCAUACGCUGUCCAGCAGACACGGCAAGGUUCAUACGCUGUUCAGCAGACACGGCAAGGUUCAGAUGCUGCCCCGCAGACACGGCAAACGUUCAGACGCUGCCCAGGAAACACGGCAAGGUUCAGGCGCUGGCCAGCAGACACGGGUAAGGUUCAGACGCUGUCCUGCAGACACGGCAAGGUUCAGCCGCUGCCCAGCACACAUGACAAAGUUCAGACGCUGGCCAGUAGACACGGCAAGGUUCAGACGCUGGCCAGUAGACACGGCAAGGUUCAGACGCUGGCCAGUAGACACGGCAAGGUUCAGACGCUGGCCAGUAGACACGGCAAGGUUCAGACGCUGGCCAGUAGACACGGCAAGGUUCAGACGCUGGCCAGUAGACACGGCAAGGUUCAGACGCUGGCCAGUAGACACGGCAAGGUUCAGACGCUGGCCAGUAGACACGGCAAGGUUCAGACGCUGCCAACACCCCAGAGCAGAAGACCAGAUAACUUAUAUAUUGUAUUUGCUACAUUUCUUCAUGCUGAAGCUGUGUCUCUUGCUCUUCAUGCUGAAGUUGUGUCUCUUGAUCUUGAUGCUGAAGCUGUGUCUCUCUCUCUAGUUCUUCAUGCUGAAGCUGUGUCUCUUGCUCUUCAUGCUGAAGCUGUGUCUCUUGAUCUUCAUGCUGAAGCUGUGUCUCUCACUCUUCAGGCAGAAGCUGUGCCUCUCACUCUUCAUGCUGAAGCUGUGGCUCCCACUCUUCACGCUGAAGCUGUGCCUCUCACUCUUCACGCUAAAGCUGUGGCUCUCACUCUUCAUGCUGAAGCUGUGCCUCUCACUCUUCACGCUAAAGCUGUGGCUCUCACUCUUCAUGCUGAAGCUGUGCCUCUCACUCUUUAUGCUGAAGCUGUGCCUCUUACUCUUUAUGCUGAAGCUGUGUCUCUCUCUCUAGUUUUUCAUGCUGAAGCUGUGUCUCUUGCUCUUCAUGCUGAAGCUGUGCCUCUUACUCUUUAUGCUGAAGCUGUGCCUCUUACUCUUUAUGCUGAAGCUGUGGCUCUCACUCUUCAUGCUGAAGUUAUGCCUCUCACUCUUCACGCUGAAGCUGUAGCUCUUACUCUUUAUGCUGAAUCUUUGCCUCUCGCUCUUUAUGCUGAAGCUGUGGCUCUCACUCUUCACGCUGAAGCUGUGCCUCUAACUUUUCAUGCUGAAGCUGUGCCUCUCACUUUUCACGCUGAGGCUGUGUCUCUCACUCUUCACGCUGAAGCUGUGCCUCUCGCUCUUCACGCAGAAGCUGUGCCUCUUGCUCUUCAUGCUGAAGCUGUGACUCUCACUCUUCACGCUGAAGCUGUGGCUCUUGCUCUUCAUGCUGAAGCUGUGCCUCUCACUCUUCACGCUGACCGAGUAGCGAGUAGUGGUGGCAGCUUUAAUAUGCAAGCAAAUAGAAGCACUGGCAGCAGCACAUGCAGGCAAGAAGACACAGGCAGCGACACAUGUAGGCAAGAAGACACAGGCAGCGACACAUGCAGGCAAGAAGACACAGGCAGCGACACAUGCAGGCAAGAAGAGACACAGGCAGCAACACAUGCAGGCAAGAAGAGACAAAGGCAGCAACACAUGCAGGCAAGAAGAGACACAGGGAGCAGCACAUGCAGGCAAGAAGACACAGGCAGCGACACAUGCAGGCAAGAAGAGACACAGGCAGCGACACAUGCAGGCAAGAAGAGACACAGGCAGCAACACAUGCAGGCAAGAAGAGACACAGGCAGCGACACAUGCUGGCAAGAAGAGACACAGGCAGCGACACAUGCAGGCAAGAAGAGACACAGGCAGCAACACAUGCAGGCAAGAAGAGACACAGGCAGCGACACAUGUAGGCAAGAAGAGACACAGGCAGCAACACAUGCAGGCAAGAAGACACAGGCAGCGACACAUGCAGGCAAGAAGAGACACAGGCAGCAACACAUGCAGGCAAGAAGACACAGGCAGCGACACAUGCAGGCAAGAAGAGACACAGGCAGCGACACAUGCGGGCAAGAAGAGACACAGGCAGCGACACAUGCAGGCAAGAAGAUACACAGGCAGCGACACAUGCAGGCAAGAAGAGACACAGGCAGCAACACAUGCAGGCAAGAAGAGACACAGGCAGCGACACAUGCUGGCAAGAAGAGACACAGGCAGCGACACAUGCAGGCAAGAAGAGACACAGGCAGCGACACAUGCAGGCAAGAAGAGACACAGGCAGCGACACAUGCAGGCAAGAAGAGACACAGGCAGCAACACAUGCAGGCAAGAAGAGACACAGGCAGCGACACAUGCAGGCAAGAAGAGACACAGGCAGCGACACAUGCUGGCAAGAAGAGACACAGGCAGCAACACAUGCAGGCAAGAAGAGACACAGGCAGCGACACAUGCUGGCAAGAAGAGACACAGGCAGCGACACAUGCAGGCAAGAAGAGACACAGGCAGCGACACAUGCAGGCAAGAAGAGACACAGGCAGCAACACAUGCAGGCAAGAGAGACACAGGCAGCGACACAUGCAGGCAAGAAGAGACACAGGCAGCGACACAUGCUGGCAAGAAGAGACACAGGCAGCGACACAUGCUGGCAAGAAGAGACACAGGCAGCGACACAUGCUGGCAAGAAGAGACACAUGCAGCGACACAUGCUUGCAAGAAGAGACACAGGCAGCGACACAUGCGGGCAAGAAGAUACACAGGCAGCAACACAUGCAGGCAAGAAGAGACACAGGCAUCAACACAUGCUGGCAAGAAGAGACACAGGCAGCGACACAUGCGGGCAAGAAGAGACACAGGCAGCGACACAUGCUGGCAAGAAGAGACACAGGCAGCAACACAUGCAGGCAAGAAGAGACACAGGAACACUAA
Messenger RNA from Procambarus clarkii (red swamp crayfish), 3030 nucleotides. The record is from RefSeq and is a predicted model, not a curated record. Lineage: Eukaryota; Metazoa; Arthropoda; Malacostraca; Decapoda; Cambaridae.